This is a messenger RNA of Pieris macdunnoughi, 1944 nucleotides long. Lineage: Eukaryota; Metazoa; Arthropoda; Insecta; Lepidoptera; Pieridae. The record is from the annotation of a GenBank genome assembly.
AUGUUGCUGACAGUUGUGCUCUUUUAUUUAACCUAUAUUCAAGUUUCAUAUACUUUGCCGCCAUUAGCAAAUGCUUAUAGAAAUAAUGCUAACUACCUCAAAACUAGAAAUAAUGAUGGGUUUAUGCAACAUGCAAUUUUGGAAGAGCAAAAUGUAGGCUCAAACAAUUACCAGCCAUUACCAACUAUAGCAUCACAUUCAAACUUCAAUGCUGCUCAAAGCAAUGCAGCAAUUGCAUCUGCGUCAAGAAAAUUAGAGAUCAUAAAUCAAAAUGGAAUGACAAAUAAUGGGAGAUUGAAACAACAAAACCAGUUCAGACCGGAAGUAAAUCAGAAAAUUAAUGUACCCCAAAACUACGAAAGUAUUUUAAAUAAUAUGAAUUAUCAUUCAAUGGUUUCACAAUUUCAAGGUGAAAAUUUAGCCAAACAAUAUGGCAUACCCCAAAAUUUCAAAAUUAACCUACGUGGGUAUAUCGCUCCGGAUAUAAACAAAGGAUUUAUUCCACCACAGUCCGCUCCACUAAAACAGUUUUCACAAGUCAGGCCUGUUCAAAGGACAAUACAGCCAACAGGAGUAAACAUCGGUAAUAAUGUGAACCGCCCAAUGUUGAACCUGCCAGUUGCAUCAUUACCCAAUAAAGUAAAAUCAGAAAAUGCUCCUCUACAAUCAAAAAAAUAUACAAUUGUUCAUCCAAAUGGAGCUAUUGAAGAAACGGAUGAUUUUGAAUAUAUUAAAAAGAAUUAUCCGUACUACAUCGUGCACGAUUUAAAUAAAAAAAAUACAAAAAAAGAAAGUAUUGCCGAAAUGGAAGUGCAUGCAGGAAGUCCUCUUGCAAAUCCUACUAUUGUACCAAUUUACAAUCUUCCACCAGAACAGCCAAUAUUAAAUAUGAACAACAAAGAGACACUGGUACCUAAUACAUUAGUUCCAAUAACCCAAUCACAGAUAAAUCCCACCAAAAUAGAUGAAUUAGCUAUCGUUAAUGCAACUCAUUAUAAUGCUUAUAAAGAUUUUGUAAGCUUAAGCCCCGUUUCAUCAAGAAACUUAACCUCCCAACAUGAUAUAAGCAAACUAGGUUCCCAAAAGCUUCAUACAAGCAUUUUAGAAACACUUAAAUCAAUAAAAAGCAAUGAUUCAAAUCAUUUACCUGUAAUAGAUAAAACAAUUAUAAGCCCUUCAGACCUAAUUAAACCUCCCAAAAAGAAUCAAGAUACAAAUAUCGAACCUGAUAGUCUACAUCAAGAUAAUGUAAACGAUAUGCUUGAGAAGAUAAGUGCGAUUGACUUUUGGAAAGAAAUAGAUGUCAUUCAAAUCUCAGAUGAAACAGCGGCAGCUGACAUCAACAAAGAAAAUCUAUCUGAUAACUUUGAAACAAUAGAUUCGAGCGAGGACGGAGAACUUACUAAAAACUCAACUAUAAACCAGGAGACGACACAAAGCAAGGAUCUAACAUCGGAGGAUGAUGAUGUUAACAUAAAAGAUACCGACGAUAGUUACGAAGUUUUUAAUACAAAUCCAGAAAUAGUAGAGGACUUUGUUAGCUCUAUUGAAGAUAGACUAGAGUUUAUCAAACCAUUUUUAAUUAUAAAUGAGACUGAUGCUAUAGAUCAACCUGAAGGAAAUAGUUCGGAACCAGGAAACGCCCUAAGCGGUGCUAACACCAGUGAAUCAGGUCAAGCCUUAACAAACCCUAUUUAUAUCCCGCAUAUAUCGCUAGUUGAAGACGAUGAUACGAAUUCCUCGUUUUGGUUCACGACAAUUGACGAAAAGGCGUUGGAGAAACUGUCGCCACAUAAGAGGAAAAAUGUAACCAUUUCUUCGACACUCACUAAUGGGGAGAAUAUAACCGGCACGAUGUAUUCCAAUGAAACUAAAGAAGAAACUACGUUCGAAGAAAAGAAGCUUGUUUCUGAAGACAGUGAAGAAGAAAUAAAUAAAUCAUAA